Messenger RNA from Mytilinidion resinicola, 959 nucleotides. RefSeq lists its product as uncharacterized. Bases 51 to 737 code for a protein of 228 amino acids. NCBI's taxonomy places the organism in Eukaryota, Fungi, Ascomycota, Dothideomycetes, Mytilinidiales, Mytilinidiaceae. The transcript has 2 exons. Gene Ontology annotation, cellular component: nucleus. The record is from RefSeq and is a predicted model, not a curated record.
CAACAGCGCCCCGGACGACUCUCCAAACGACAGAUAUUGAAGAAACGGCCAUGGGUAGCAGGCGCCCUUCUUCUAGACCAUUAGACUCCGGCCCCAAAUCAAGAGAGUUGCUACAAGGCCUGAUGGGACUUAGGGAUCCCCCUAACCAGCCAGACGUGGUAUUCAUCGCUAUCUACAUCAAGUACGCAUCGUGGGCCAGCGGGAAAGCGCAGAAUGCAGUCAUCGAGGUUGGAAUCUCAACGCUGGACAUGCGCCAAGUACAUGACAUCCACCCGAGCGUCUCUGGGGCGGCAUGGAUUACGAAAAUACGAAGCAGACAUAUUAGGAUCGCUGAAUGGCGGACGCUCUUCACCACUGCAACGUCUCAGGGCCACCCACUGUCAUGCGCGAAGGACUUCGAAUUCGGGAAAAGCGAGAGUGUAGAUGGGACCGCACUCAGAGACAAGAUAUGGAAAGCGCUCCACAUCAUGGACGGUCAUUCGCGUGGGUCUGGAACUCAUCGAAAGGUUGUCCUAGUUAUCAACGGUCACCAAGAAGCGGACGAGUAUCUUGGAAGGGUGGGCCUAUCGCUUUCGGAGCUGUCUACCAUUGAGACGGUUCUCAACGUACAGAAAAUGGAGACUACAGUGGGUCCGCUUCUGCCUGAAUCUCCUAUUUCGCUUUCUGGAUUGCUCGAACGAUACGGGAUUGAGCCGUUGUGGCUCCACAACGCUGGCAACCAGGCAACAUGUAAGUAAGGUCCUAGUACACAUACGAGAGUCAUUAUUCCUGGAACUGUGUUGAAACACGACUCGUGUUGUGCUUGAACACCCACCCAAGUCGCCUAUGGGCACCCAUUUUAGUCGCUUUAAACAUAGACUGAAGCCAAAACGAUGUUUUAAACACGACUUGAGUGGCACCCAAGGGCAACUGACACUAGAGGAUCUAGUUAUCUGUCGUAAAAGCCCCCUUCUUCAAGA